AUGGCUGUGUCUAGGGUUUUGAUUGGAGUUGGGUUGAUCUUUGCUCUUGUAUUCCCAAUCGUUUUGCCGAGUGCUAGAGCCCAAUCUAUGGCCCCUGCGAAUACUCCUGCUCCUGCUCCUGCCAGCGAUGGGACUAGUGUUGACCAGGGGAUUGCUUAUGUGCUGAUGCUCGUGGCACUUGUUCUUACAUACCUCAUUCACCCCAUGGAUGCAUCUUCUUACAACUUCUUUUAA
Molecule: messenger RNA, 234 nt
Organism: Ilex paraguariensis (yerba mate)
Lineage: Eukaryota; Viridiplantae; Streptophyta; Magnoliopsida; Aquifoliales; Aquifoliaceae
Source: the annotation of a GenBank genome assembly